This is a messenger RNA of Pygoscelis adeliae (Adelie penguin), 1512 nucleotides long. RefSeq names its product dendrocyte expressed seven transmembrane protein (gene DCSTAMP). The transcript is spliced from 4 exons. Gene Ontology annotation, cellular component: membrane. The record is from RefSeq and is a predicted model, not a curated record. NCBI's taxonomy places the organism in Eukaryota, Metazoa, Chordata, Aves, Sphenisciformes, Spheniscidae. The coding region runs from base 1 to 1512 and encodes 503 amino acids.
AUGAAGAUUUGCGUCUCGUGGGACGACGGUUCAGCCCCCGUUUUGAGCUAUUGCAGUGUCAGCAACAAUCAGAAGAAUAUGCCAUUUGUCUCAAUAGCCCAGAAUGCCUGGGGAAUUUUUAUAUCCGAAAGGAAGCCUGGCUGGAAGUAUCUGAUGCAGCUUUUUGCAGUUUGCUCUGCAGUUGGCUUCCUCUCAAGCUUUCUCUUAUUCCUUGGCAUGCACUUCUCCCUGGCACACCACCCUUUGGGUCCCUUAUUGAUUUCUGGAUUCAUCUGGAUCUCGCUUUCUAUCAUGCUCUCCUGUUUCAAGCACCUGCGCUGUUUUAGUGUCCUGUUCCUUCUUUCUUGCGGACUGCAAAAUGGCAGGGGUGCUCUUGCUCUUAUUACUCCUGGCACAGGCGUCGUGGUGGCCGGCAACAUCCAAAAUAUUUUUCGCAACCUAAAGGUUCUGGCAGACAGUAUAACCUGUCAUUUGGAGUAUGAGCAAUUUGCCUUGAUAAAAUAUUACGUUGAGGCAGUAAAAUGGAUUUACGAGGCGGCCAAGCCUUCCACUGAACUAUCUAAAUAUAUAGUGUUCCUAAGGCAUGAAUUCACACCAUCUUAUUCAAUUUCAGAUGAUGCGUUAAAACAAGAGCUAAAUGACACAAAACAAGAAAUCCAGAGAGUUGCUAACCAGAUAUCUUUUAUGCUGACUGUACUGCCCUAUAUAGGCCAGAAAGUAUUGCCUGUAGUGGGAAUUCUUCUAGCUUCUUUUGGAACUGGCCUCUUUAUCAAAAAAUUUGUGGGCUCUCACACUGCCAAAUUUAAGAACACUUAUAUCACUAAACAGUUCAUCGCAUUUGAUGAGCACCAAAAGCAACAGCAAAGACCCUGCCUUCUGCCACUUAACAGAAAAGAAAGAAAAGAUUAUGUGACAAUCCCAUCUUUCUGCCUCACAAGGAAGGACAGAAAAAACAUGCAGUAUUUUUUUCUCCCUAUAAUUAUUCAUCUUUGCAUCUGGCUUCUGUUUGCUGCAGUAGAUUAUUUGUUUUAUUGGUUAAUUAUUUCUGUGAAUAAACAUCUCCAAGAAGUACCGGAUCUAGAGAUUCAACUCAGCCUCUUUCAGCAAAGGAAUGAGAACAGCUUUAUCAUUGGUAUGAGAGAGCAUAUUGCAAAGACUGAUCCUUUCAAGAUCUCUUUGUUUAAGCAUGACUGCAUCCCUCAGCCAGAGCUCACUCUCUCCACGACAUGGAUCCAGCUUGGAGUCGUCAUCUUCUUCUUAAUCAUUUUUGGGUUAUUCUCUGGCCUCCUGACCCAACUUAAAAUACUCGUGUCAACUUCAUUUUAUCCUGACACUGAGAUGAAACGGAUACAUUAUUUGCAUGCAAAAUUACUCAAGAAAAGAGCAAAGCUACAAAAGAAAAUUGGGAAGAAUGUGUUUGCCAGAACGAUCAACUUUUGGUUUCCAAUACUCAAGGCAAGAGAGGCAGUAAGGAAGAAAGAAAGGAGUGUGGCAAAUGACAACAUGGUGUGA